Messenger RNA from Symbiodinium sp. CCMP2456, 570 nucleotides. The record is from the annotation of a GenBank genome assembly. Lineage: Eukaryota; Dinophyceae; Suessiales; Symbiodiniaceae.
GUAUUUGGAAAGCAUUCUUCCUGCCCAUCGUGUGGAACAGCGAGGGGGGCCAAGUCAGUCGGUGAUUGGCUCUGUCCGAACUCUGCGUGCGUCAACGCGAAGAACUGUGUCUUCGCGAGUAAGAGCAGCUGCCCCAAGUGCGGAGCGCAGAAGCCAUCGUACGUGCAGAGCGCUGGCACCGGUGGCGGUGGCACCCGUGGCGCCUGGACAGGUGGUGGCUGCGGCGGCAUGGAUCCUCAGAUGAAGAACGUUAUGGCCACCCUGGCCAAAAUGACGGGCAUGCAGUUCAAUCUGCGGGACUGGCCGUGUCCGAACGAGGAUUGCGUGAACAAUACCCGAAUGGUUUUCGGCAAGCACGAAAGCUGCCCACAGUGCGGCAUGGGCAAGCCUGCUUGGGCCAACCUUGGAAGAGGCGGUGAAAAUCCCGCCGACUGGAAGUGCCCGUCACCAGACUGUGUGAACAACAAGAAUUUCGUCUUUGCAAAGCACGAUAUCUGCCCGCGGUGCAGCAUGCCCCGGCCUGACGGCGGGAUGCGACAACGUUCGCGAAGUCCCCUCCGCAUGAGAUGA